Messenger RNA from Misgurnus anguillicaudatus (oriental weatherfish), 2449 nucleotides. The record is from RefSeq and is a predicted model, not a curated record. Lineage: Eukaryota; Metazoa; Chordata; Actinopteri; Cypriniformes; Cobitidae.
UCAGCCACUCUCAGCCCUCGCCCCAACCCUCUGUCAGCCACUCUCAGCCCUCGCCCCAACCCUCUGUCAGCCACCCACAGCCCUCGCCCCAGACCUCCGUACAGCAGGAAAUGAUAAGAUCAUUUCCAGGAGUUUUUCAAAAGGGGUUGAAGGGAAAAUCAAAGUUCGUCCCCAUGAAACGCAAGGCACCAAAGACAGUUGUGAUGUCAUUUUACCUUCUGCCUCGCAUGACUACAAAAACUCCAAAAGGCAGUGAUGAAUUCAAGUUGAUUGAGGCAGGACUUGGGAAAAGAAGCUUAAAAGUUAACGAUAACAUCAGUCAUGCCGAAUUGUCUGAGAUGUUGUGUCUUGAAUUCCCCAAAAUGCAAGGCUUGGAUGGAGGCUGGCUGCUGUAUAAAGCAAUGGGUGGAAGUGGACAGAGGCCCCUAACUGUGAUUGCUCCAGAAUCAGAAGGCUAUACAGGAGCACUAGUACAAACAGCUAGCAAUUGUGGCAAAUCUGUUCUUUAUAUAGUGCCACUUCAACUGGAAAUUGAUAUGACUCCAUUGCCACUCAAUUCCAAAGAAUUUGAUAAAAUGCCCAAAGCUCACUGCAGUAGAUGCAAUGAACAAAUGCCAUUACAGCUCCUGGCAAUCCAUGUCAAUUCCUGUAGCAGUGCAAGUUAUUCUGACAGUGAGGAAUCAAUAACUGUGGAAUCGGAUGCUGCAGAAGGUGUGCAUGCAGAAGGUGUGCAUGCAGAAGGUGUGCAUGACGAAGGCAGCAAAGAACUAUUAAACUGUGACUCUGAUGUGGAAUUUGUUCCACCUGUUCUGAAUGCAGAACCAUCCAAAAAGAGCGAGUAUGCACCUUGCCCAAUAUGCCAGGAACCAUUUCCUCUUUAUUUUCUAGAGGUGCAUGCAAGCACAUGUGGUGAGAGGAAGGAGUGGUUAAACUAUCCUAAAACACAUCAGGCUUUUGCAGAAUUAAAUAUGAAAUACAGAUUAUUUGAACUUCAUGUAAUUUACUUUGUGAUUAAUUGUAUAAUUUCUCAUUAUUAGCUUUUUAAAUGUAAUUUAAGCAUCCAAAUGUUACCCAGGUUUAAAAACAUGUUUCAUUAAUGUUCAAUAGUGUAUCAUUUACUUUUAUGAAGGGACAAAAGUUUUCCCAUUGUGACAUUGUUCUCUUUUCUAUUGUAUAUAUUUCUCAGACCUGUAGAAAACCAAGGAACCUUGGAUGUAGAAAGAAAUGAGCCUCAUAGCCUUGAUGACAUCCUGCAAAAUCUAGCUGAACAGGUGGACAACUCUCAGACGUUCUCAGUCUGUGUCACUCGAUCUAACUUUUUUCACCGUGCUAUUCAACAAUGGAAAAGACAAAAGAAAAGCACCCCAAAGUGCUCCCUUAAAGUUUGUUUUGUUGGAGAGGCAGGCAUAGAUACAGGAGCAAUAAAGAAGGAGUUCCUUACUGACCUGAUGAAUGGAAUUGAAUUGCGCUACUUUGAGCCUGGCCCUGACAACAAGGGAAAGAAUCCUAUAUACUCAAUAAGUGCCCUGGAGGAGAGCUACUUCAGGAGCUUUGGAGAGAUCAUUGCUUGCUCCUUGGCUCAAGGAGGUCCAGCACCUGACUUCAUGCGCAAUUGGUGCUACACCUAUCUUGCUACAGGAGAUUUUGACCGUGUGGUAUUAACCCCCGAAGAUGUCACAGAUGUAGAAACCAUCGAAUUGAUUGAAAAGGUAAGAAUAGCCACCGAUGACGAAUUACGGAGUCUCACUGAUAAUCUGCUUUCCUGUGGAUAUACAGGUCUCAUAAAAACAGACAGAAAGGACCCAAUAAUAAGAACAAUCAUUCUAAACUCCCUGGCCCGAGUUCUGCCCAUGCUUGAGCAAAUGCGAAAAGGCUUGCAGCUCUACAACCUUCCGGAUGUGAUGGAACAACACAUGGACCUCUGUCGGCCUUUGUUUGUGCCACUGCAGGAUAACAAGCCCGAUGCAAACUUCCUUAUGGCAAGCUGCAAACCUGACUUUAGUGAAAAAGGCACCUCAAGACAUAAUCUUGAACAAAGUAUUCUGAACUACUUUCAAGAUUUUCUUCAGGAACUAAAGGAUGAUGAUGCAGUUCCUGAGCACUUUGACGAAACCGAAGACUCAGACACUGAAGUGGUUUCAAACACCAAGACACUUACAGUUCCAGGUGUCCUGCAGUGGUUAACUGGCCAGGCACACAAGCCAGUACUACCAAGUGAGAGAAACAAUUUUGAAAUUCAUGUAAAAUUCAAUCAUGUCUGCCAACAGGAAGCACAUACAAUUUGUUUUCCAAUAGUUAGUGCUUGUACUAAGACCAUAACUUUUCCAGUGGCACACAUGAGCUCUUACAGCGAGUUCAAACAUGUACUAACUCUGGCUCUGCGUUUUGGUAAUGUUUUUGGUAGAGUUUAAUUUGUGGAACAAUGAAGACAAUGAUUAUGGUACAGAAU